This is a messenger RNA of Aspergillus candidus, 1917 nucleotides long. RefSeq names its product DUF2855 family protein. The transcript has 3 exons. Bases 113 to 1405 code for a protein of 430 amino acids. NCBI's taxonomy places the organism in Eukaryota, Fungi, Ascomycota, Eurotiomycetes, Eurotiales, Aspergillaceae. The record is from RefSeq and is a predicted model, not a curated record.
CGCGACGAAAGCAGUGGCAGACAUGGAAAACAACGAAGAGUAGGAGAGAGGAGGCCGCACGCCUCAGCCCCACCACUUUUUCUGUCUCCUCCUGUUCUUCGCCGUCGUCAGGAUGAUAUCCCCUGCUACAAAUCCCGAAAUGACCCACGUUGUCGGCAAGGCCGACAACCGCCAGCACGCUGUGGUGAACCUUUCAUCUCCAGACCACAGCCUGCCUUUCUCAUCGCUCCGUGCGCGGCCAACCCUUCUAGGAUUGACUUCCAACAAUCUCAGCUAUGCCCGUGGUGGAGAUCUACUAUAUUGGUGGAAAACAUACCCCGUUCCACACACCGCGCCGGCCCCAUACAACGAUCAAUCGUCUUGGGGUAUUGUCCCGGCAUGGGGAUACGCUACUGUCACCGAGAGCAAUGUCCCUGGUAUGAUCCCAGGCUCCCUUAUCUGGGGAUACUGGCCUACCUCCACGUCGCCCACUCUCCUGUGCUUGGAACGCAGUGAUCCUGAAGGCCACUGGGUGGAGGUUAGCAACCAUAGACAACAGCUUAUGCCUUUAUACAAUCGCUAUGAACAGGUACUCCCUGAUGAAGAAAAAGAGGUGGAUGGGAGGGCAUGGAGCACGGUUUUCCGAGGGGUCUGGGUCGCCGGAUACCUGCUUAGUGAGUAUGUAUUUUCUCCCGACCCGCGCGCACGAGAACCAGUUCAUCCGCUUGGCGCAGCGAGUAAACUCCCCUGGUCUACGAAUGAUGCUGAUCUCUCGAACGCUGUUGUAAUGGUUCUGGGCGCGUCGACCAAGGUUGCGCGGUCGUUUUCAUGGUGUCUUUUCGACCGGCCCAGCGAAAGUGGGCCCCUAGGUUUGGUACAGGUCACUUCAUCGCCUGAUGCAUUGCAGGCGAUGACAGAUAGAAAAGGCUGGGGGGGGAUGUUCAAAACAUUGACAUAUGCCGAAAUUGACCAAGCAACUGAGUGGAUCGAGGGUCUACAGCCAUCGAAGCUGGUAAUUGUCGACUGCGGAGCGCGGGAUAAUGUCCUUAGUCAGAUAUGCCACAAUCUUCGAGAGUCCGCACUCCCGUCCUGCAAAACUGUCAUUCUGCAGGUGGGCAGUCAACAGAAGGUGUACACGGCGGACGAAGUCCAGACUGCCCGUGCAGCUAUGGCAUCGCUUGGAAAGAUCCAGUAUAAUACCUCCGGCGUCCAGGAUACAGUGAUCGACCGGGAGGGAGCUGCAACAUAUUUCGGAAAUGUUUCGCGCAGGUGGAAGGAAUGGUUAGCACACCGUUCCGGCGCCAUCCCUGACAUGCGUUUAGCCUAUGGGCAGGGCAUUGCUGGAGACAAUGGGAUUUAUGGGGGAUGGGAAAGACUUUCCAAUGGUGCAGUAAGACCCGAACAAGGAUUGGUUUAUGUCCUGUAGAUCUCAUUACAGACAUAUGGGACUAUUGUUCUAUCCAGGUUGUCGGCCGCCGUGGGACUCAAGCCCUAAAGGCGAACGCCACAGAAAAAUAUCACCACGACACCGAACAGCAGAGGAAAAUAAGAAACCGGCUGUGGGUUCUGGACCAGCUUCGUUUCACUGCGCUUGACCGCCGAUUUGCUAUCCUUCCACCCUAGACUGCCCCUAUCCUCAGUGACAAAAACAUAUGUCAGCUUCGGAGCUUCAGCGCACGUCUGCGCAACAUUCUUCGCCAUGAAAUCCAACCCAAUAAGCGGUAACACCCAUCGUUGCGCGAUGUAACUCAGCCACCCUAAUACGCCUGCCCAGCCGCCCUAGUUCGACGAUCUUCACUAAGGAACUAAAAAGAAAAAAAAUAACUCAACAGUAACAGAUUGUAUAACAGCACGUGGAGGACUGUUUCGGAGCCAGACACAACUUCCGGCUUCCGAUUACUCAGCGGAAUUGUAGAUCUGAACGACACCAGAGUCUGG